GCUGUGUGCUGCAUUUGUAUGCCUGAAGGAGACUUUCGCUGAAAUUCCACCAGCUGCUUUAAUGUCAGAAUUAUGACACUGACUACAGACAAGGUGUACGAUGGGAUGGACAUCAUUGACCUUCUGCUCAAAAACACAGGUGAAUCCACCAGUUGCCACAGCAACCAAACGUGGACCAGCUCAACUAAUGAUACACUGAGCACUAAGCAAAGUGAUCCUGAUGAUUUCUUGGAGUUCCUGCUGCAUGGGAGCGACUCCUCCUCUGUGCCAGCAUCACCCCUGUGGUCUCCCUGCACCAGUGACAGUGGCAUCACCGAGGACCCCCUGACAGAUCCCACAAACAGCCCUCACACAGCCUCCUGCACAGCCUCCACUCCCUGUGAUAUUCAGGCUUUCACGCAGUCUUCGUGUCUCGUGAAUCAGACAGUGGCAAAUGAAAAAAAGCCAGAUGUUGUUAUCGAUCUCGGCUGUGAGUCUGGCAGCAUAGAGGAGGAUAUCGGAAUUUCAUACUACCUCACCACAAACCAAAAUCCUUUGCAACCACCCAGCCAUUCUCUCACCGUGAAGGACCUGCUGUUAUCCAACCUGGGAGACAAAGCGCAGCGAAUCCCCCAGCAUUCCUUGCGGGAGCUUGUACUUAAUGAGGAUGAGAAGAAACUUCUGGCUAAAGAAGGGGUAAACUUGCCCAGCAGACUGCCUCUAUCCAAGUUUGAAGAGAGAGUUUUGAAAAAGAUCCGGCGGAAAAUCCGCAACAAGCGCUCAGCUCAGGAAAGUCGGAAGAAGAAAAGGGAAUAUGUCGAUAGCCUGGAAGAAAGGAUGUCUGCAUGUGGUGCUCACAACCUCGAGUUGCAGAGAAAGAUCCAGCAGCUGGAGGAGACCAACAAUGCUCUGCUGGAGCAGCUAAGCCGGCUACAGGCUCUCCUUCCUAAUGGCCCCAGCAAAACAAGACAGAAAGCAACCUGCAUCCUGGUCUUGCUCCUCUCCUUCUCCCUGCUGAUUUCUUCAAAUCUUCGACCAGACCCUUACAGCCGGCUCAGUCAGGCAGACUAUGCAGAGACCAAAGUGCCGUCCCGCUCCCUGCAGUCGAUGGAUGAUGCCCGAGACAUCCCUCCUCCUCCACCUCCUUCUCUUCCUCUUCCUCUCCUCUGCGUUACUAGGGGCUUUGAAGCCCUGCGCAAUCUGACAGAGAAGAUUAGGCCCUGGACAGAUCUCCCCAAAGCAGACGUCCCCUUCUCUCGUCAUCAAGAUCACAGGCACAAGGACCUUCACUGAUUUAUUCUAACAAGAAAGACGUGGCGCAGGGGUGCGAGUUUGGAUGCGAGUGCAGCCCCCAACAGGGUAGUUUAAAAGCUUCUCUGCAUCUGCUUUUCACUACAGAGGCUGGGUGAGAGGCUGCUCCAGCACAUAAACAUCCAUUUGAAAGGUGUUUCAGGAAUGCACUUUCGCAAAGGCCAGUAAAGAGGUCAUUGACGUGGAUGUAAUCAUUUUUCAUUUUGCUCUGAAUAAAAAGCCUUUAAGCACCUGGUGGAUCAUGUAUGCUGGAUCAUACCUGUGCAGCUGAUGCCUGUUAAAUACAAACA
Maylandia zebra (zebra mbuna) is the source of this 1580-nucleotide messenger RNA. NCBI's taxonomy places the organism in Eukaryota, Metazoa, Chordata, Actinopteri, Cichliformes, Cichlidae. The record is from RefSeq and is a predicted model, not a curated record.